This is a messenger RNA of Taeniopygia guttata (zebra finch), 7681 nucleotides long. The record is from RefSeq and is a predicted model, not a curated record. Lineage: Eukaryota; Metazoa; Chordata; Aves; Passeriformes; Estrildidae.
UGGGCACGGCUCUGGGGGAGCCUCUGCCCUAUGGGAUCGGCUGCAAUCCUCUUGAAACCCCUGAGCUGGGUGGGAGCAUGGAAGGCUCAGUGCUCAGAGGAGAUGAGGUGGCUUGGAGGGCUUUGGCUGGGCUGGAGUUUGGCCAGCGGUCACUCUGCUACACGGCCCCAAAGUUGGAAGUCUUGUGAGCUGCCACAAGAACUUGUAAUACUUGUGGUAUAAUAUAGAAAUACUUGUAGUAUUUCACAAACAAAACAACAAAAAUAACCCAAACAAAAGCAAAGCCCCAGCCAAACAAAAAUAUUUUAUUUUCAGCACAAGUUGUGGACCUAUAUAGACUGAGUAUAUUUCAUGUCCUGAAACAGUUUAUUUGUGCCCACCUCUAACCUUGAUUGUUGGAAAUAGAGGGAGCUGGUAUCUUUGGAGCCCUUGUGCUUAGGAAAUCAAUAAAAUGUUUGUUAGGACACGACUGAUUUUUACCUAUUUUGACAGAUAAUUUUUGUAGAAAAUAUGUUUCAGCUGUAUGAAUAAAGGUGUUUUAUUACAUGGUUUAGCAAGGGUUGGUUAAACCUCUUAUUUAAUACUGUGCACCCAAACUUGUCUGCUGGUUUCUCUUGCAGGCUGAUGCUCUAACCUCCCUGAGGACAUGUGACUGAAAUAACGCUUUCUGCUGGCCUAGGGUGGAGGGAUGUGCUUAGAGCUUGGAACAGCUGGUACUCUCCUAAGCUGUUUGCCAUUCUGCUGUCUGGGUUGUACAACUGGAGCCCACACUCUCGUGGAGAGGCCCAAUUCCAGUACUGUUUAUGGAGGCUUUGUGUUGCAGUGUUGGUUUGCAGCCCAGCCUUCUCUCUGACAGUUCUGCUCUGCAGUAUCCUCUUGACUCUAACAAAAAGCUUCCUUCAGGUGUCUGACCUGCAGACUGGACACAUCCUAGGAUGAUACUUCCUUCCCUUCUGCCCUUCCUGCUGCAGGUGUGCCAGCUUCCUCUGCCAAAAAGGCUGCAAUGGCAGGAACAGGUCCAGGCGGACUUUGCAGAGGGAGCAGAUUAAGAAAAAGGGGUUUAACAGUCAACAUGUUGCUGCCAGUGGUGGGAUUGUUAAAAACAGCCGAGCUGCUGUGAGAAGGCCUGUUUCCUUGGCAGCAGAGGAGGUUUUUGGGAUUGAAUUCCCUGCUGCUGGGUUUGAGGGUGCUGGCUGUUGCCUGCUCCCUUUGUGGCUCAGGCUGGUGGAGUGUGGGGCCGCUGGCUGAGCCAUGCUCCUGGCACAGAGGGAAAGCUUCUCUUUUGCUGGGCAGGGAAUGCUUUGGCAGGCACAUUUUCAUCAGCACUGCUGGCUUUUUGGGAGUUCCAGACCGGGUGUGUGUGCUUCUGCUCCCUCUGCACAGCUGCUAUUUUUAGUUGUUUAUUAGAGCUUCGGAUCAGGCUGGGGGAAGUGGAUUGGAACUUGUUUCUGAAGCAAACUGCAGCAGAUUUUGGCUUUGAGCAUUCAUGUUCCUCAGAAGCUGAGGCAGGAGCAGCUCUGCUGAACCUGGUGUGAGCACGGGCAGCCCUGGCUCUCUGGGUUUGCCCUUGCCUGGGACAGGAAUAAAUGGCCAGUCAAACAGCAGGCUUGGGUGUAAUUAAUACUUCUUCAGUUAAAAUAAGCUGUAGUGAAGUUGCACAUGUGUUCUGUGUCCUUCAUUUGAGCUGAUUUUUUUUCAUUUGCUCUUCAUUUGAUUUGAUUAUAUUGAUGCUGUGAAAAGUCAGAUCUAGGAAGGUGCAGAAUAUUCAGCAGUUGCUGUGGACCCUGCUGAAAAUUGCAGGUACAUAAACUCCGUGUAAAGCCCUGGUUCCCUGGAUUCUGUCCUACUUUGAUUCAUGUCCAGGUGCUUUUAUUGGUGGGGAAGAAACCUGUUGCUGAGCUCCACAGUGACAAAACCAGCCAGCUUUGCAUCAAGGCAUUUCCUGCUGCUUAAAAAGCAAAGAUAAAGGUGUAAAAUAUGAAAAUUUUAAAUGCUGAGCUUUAUAAAGCUGUUCCUACCUCUCUGGAUUUCAUCAAUCAAAAAUCUAUUUCAUUCAUGAUGCUAUCACUCUUCCCUCACUUCUCUUUUGAGCUCGAGCAUCAGGGACUGGGCAUGCUGUAGAUGUAGACUUGUUCUGUUCCAUGGAUUUUGCGACAGGAAAUCACCUGAACCGAGCAGUGGGAGAGGGGAUCUACAAAUAUCUCAAGAGGAACUUUUCAGACUUUAAGCAGAGAGGCUUUGUUGUUGGCUAUGACACACGAGGUCAGGUCACCAGCAACUGCAGCAGUAAGAAGCUUGCAAAGCUCACUGCAGCAGUCCUGCUGGCAAAAGAUGUGCUUGUGUAUUUCUUCUCUACCUAUGUCCCUACCCCCUUUGUGCCCUAUGCCGUGCAGCAGCUCGGGGCCGUGGCUGGGGUCAUGAUCACCGCGUCCCACAACCGCAAGGAGGAUAAUGGCUACAAGGUUUAUUGGGAAAAUGGAGCACAGAUCACCUCUCCUCACGAUAAGGAAAUUAUAAAAUGCAUAGAGGAGUGUGUUGAACCAUGGAAUGGCUCUUGGAAUGAAAGUCUGGUAGACACCAGUCCCCUCAGACAGGAUCCUCUGAAGAAAAUUUGUGACAGCUACAUGGAGGACCUGACAAAGAUCUGCUAUCAUAGGGAGCUGAACAUGCAGAGCAGUUUGAAGUUUGUCCACACCUCUUUCCACGGAGUUGGCCACGACUAUGUUCAGUUGGCUUUCAGAGCCUUUGGCUUCCAGCCCCCCAUUCCAGUCCCGGAGCAAAAAGAUCCAGACCCAGACUUCUCCACUGUCAAGUGCCCAAAUCCUGAAGAAGGAGAAUCUGUGCUGGAGCUGUCACUGAGGCUUGCAGAGAAAGAAAGUGCAAAAGUAGUAGUGGCCACUGAUCCAGAUGCAGAUCGUCUGGCAGUGGCAGAACAGCAGGAAAAUGCCUGCAGGGUUCCUCACCUUGCCUCUCCCUGCAGUGGCUGCUGGAAGGUGUUCACGGGCAAUGAGCUGGCAGCCCUGUUUGGCUGGUGGAUGUUUUCCUGCUGGAAGGAGAACUGCCCCCAGGAUGCUGACAUAAGGAAUGUUUACAUGUUGGCAACCACGGUCUCCUCCAAGAUUUUGAGGGCAAUUGCACUUAAAGAGGGAUUUCACUUUGAGGAAACACUCCCUGGUUUUAAAUGGAUUGGAAGCAGAGUAAAAAAUCUCCUGGACAAUGGAAAAGAAGUUCUCUUUGCAUUUGAAGAGUCUAUUGGCUUCAUGUGUGGCACAUCAGUGCUGGAUAAGGAUGGAGUGAGUGCAGCUGUGGUCAUUGCUGAAAUGGCAACUUACCUGCAGAGCCAGGGCCUGACCCUGGCACAGAAACUCGUUGACAUUUAUGAGAUGUAUGGGUAUCACAUAUCCAAGACUUCCUAUUUCCUGUGCUAUGAGCCUCCCACCAUCAAAAGGAUAUUUGAGCGGCUGCGGAACUUCGAUGGCCCUCAGUCUUACCCCAAGUGCUGUGGGGCUUACAACAUCCUGCAUGUCCGAGACAUCACCACGGGCUACGACAGCAGCCAGCUGAACAAGAAGUCGGUGCUGCCAGUGAGCAAGAGCAGCCAGAUGAUCACGUUCACCUUCCAGAACGGCUGUGUGGCCACGCUGCGCACGAGCGGCACCGAGCCCAAGAUCAAGUACUAUGCCGAGAUGUGUGCGCUGCCCGGGCACAGUGACAGAAGUGUGCUGGAAGAAGAGCUCCAGAAGCUGAUUGAGGCUUUGAUCGGGAAUUUCCUGGAGCCUGCCAAGAAUGGGCUGACCUGGCGCUCUGCAUAGAGCCCGCAGCCGCAGGAGGCACGGCGUGGAACAAAGGACCCAGGAGCAGAACACGCUCAUCUGUGUGUGUGUGUGUUUUAAACAGCUGCAUUCUUUUUCUGUAAAGAAGAAGCGUUCUUUUGUCAGGCUUUUCACCAAAUUGGGAUAAGGAGAGGAGGUCAGAGGAAAGGAUAGCAUUUAUUGUUGCAGUUCUCAGUCCUUUUGACCAAAAGUUUAAUUAACCCACACCAAUGCAAAUGAACUGCCCUAGUACCUUUGAGGCAGCUGAGCUUAGCUGCUACAUCUUGUCUUAAACUCAGUUCAGAUACCUAAAACACCUCUUUUUUUUUGUGUGUGGAAAAGUUUUAAAGUUUUAAAGGGAGUGAUCACUCCAAACUGACAACAAAGGCUGCUUCUUCCCUGCAGCUCUGAGACCUUCCAUGCAGGUCUGCACUUCCAAAAGCAUCAAAGCAGAGCUCAGCAUUUCUUGUUUAGGCAAAUUGUUGACAUUUUUCAGCUACUUAAGAAUUCCUCUGUCGGUAAAGGUGUUCUUGGGCAUUGUAGCUUUCCUGUGUGUGUGUCUUAAAAUAAUUGGCAAUGAAACAAUAGUGGCAACAGCUGCAGCUUGGGGUUGGAAUUGCCUGGUGCCUUUCCAAGGCUUCCAGAGGAGCAGGAACUUGGUCAUUCCUUGUUAAAAUGGCCCUUUCUGACUACCAAAGGCUCUGUAGCUACUUUUUUGUCCCACAUCUCUGAAGGGUCUGAAGUGGUCUUGAUUUUCUGUAUUCAUUACUUUGAAUGAAAAUGCCAGUUGGUGACUUUCUGGUUUUUGCUGGCCUGUAUUUAUAUUAUCUGUGUAUUAAAAAAGACAAAACCAAGGAAGGAAGUGGAGAUGAGGAUGAGACUGACACAGUUACUAAAUGGUGAUUUUUAUUUUUUUAAAUUUUGUCAUGCGCUGUCAGGUAAUAUUGCAAAUACUGUUAUUCCCUAUCUUCAAGGGUAAAUUUUUAACAGCUUCUCUCAUUUGUUUUCUCCCUUUGCUGAAGUAGCAAGUGGGACUUGUAAUCACAUUUUCCAAGAAAGCCACCCAAACCAAUGCUCAAGUUCUCCUUGUGGUUAUUUUGGAUUUUGGGCAAUAAAGGCUGUGUUUUGGCACAGGAGAGCUGGUUCUGGAAGCUCCCUGCUGUCACUGGCAGGGAGAAAAGAAAAGCAGCAGCAAUUUAGUGCUGGGUUUUAUCUCUGUUGGGGAUGAUGGGAGAAGCCCCCAAGGUGCCCUGGAGUUCAAGCUGUUGUUUUGCCACUAUUGUUGCCUCUCCAAAUUCAGCCUCCCUCUGAUGAUGCCCUUGCAGCUUGAUGCCACAGGAUGGCACAGGGUAGGUUUGUGUGUGUUGCCUCUCCAUGGCUUCAGAGAGCCCUGAGAUUUGGGGGUUUCCUGCUGCUAGCAGCUUUGUACUAUACCCAUGGAGAAGUAUUUCAGUGUCUGUGAAUGUAUGUGUACUAGAGAAGGUCUGUGUUGCACAAGUUCUGACCUGUCACUGCUAUUUAUUUAUUUUUUUUUUAUCUUAAGUGAAAGUAUCUCCAGAUUGUUCUGCCAGUGAGUGAAAUGUAUCUAAUUCCAAAAGCUUGGGUUUUUUUUUUUACCUUGAUUGUACAUUUGACUGACAUGGUGGGGAAAAUAGGCAAACCCAGAUACCCUCAGAGGAUGCUUUUGUUGUUGUCUGUGCUGGGUAGGGCUGGGAAGGCAUUUCUGACUGCUGCUUUGCCUUCAGCUCACCCAAAAAAAAAGGAUGCAGAUCUGGAUCCCCACUGCACUGAACUUGAAGGAGCUCUUUGGCAGGAGAGUAACCCUGAGGUGUUGAGGAUUUUGUUAUCCAAGUAGUGAAGAGAACAAGUAACUUGGGACAUAAUUUUGAACAAACACUGUAAAAAGCAUAGUGUGUGUGUGGUGAGCCCAGCUGUGUGUUAUUGUAGCAGUCAUGUCUUGUGAGUGAUGGCUGUGCUCCUAUGAAGAGCAGGAAUCUGCAGCUUCCCAGAGAUCUGCUUUGUGUCAGUUGGCAAGUGCUAGAAAUUGAGAAAAUGUUUUCAAAGAAGCCUUGUUAGAAGUUGGUAACUGUUCAUAGUCUAACUGUGCUUAAUUAAAGAAGAAAACCCAGCUGUGGCGUGUUUUGUGUCUGGGAUUUUCCCCUUGGAUAGGUCUGACAGGGAGCUGUAGCUGUAGUGAUGCUUUUGGGAGGACAGCAGCAGGCAUAAGGUGUUGAAUGUACUUUCAGGGUAUAAUAACUAUUUGCUGUUUUGAAACUGCUGCUACUGUUGUUUUCCUACUGUAUUGGAACUGGUUGAUAUAUUUAUACUGUUCCAUUUGUGGAACUCCUUUAUCUCCUCCCUCUGAUCUUGCAUCCCUUACUUCUCUUACUGUGAAGGACUGGAAUUCUCAUUUCCUUGCCCUGUAACUUUGUAAUGCAUCGUGUUAGAGUUCACUGGGAUUGCGCACAGCCUUCUCCGAGUUGUCAGCUGUUCUUUCCCACUUUUCAGAUAAGAACAAAGGCUUUUCUGACUUGAGUAGAAAGCAGGUCACAGAUCAGAGGACACUGUGGAUGUUGUUUCUGAGGUGCUUCCAGGUGAAAUGCACCUUUUCAAAGGCUGGGCAGUGGCUAAAGCUGUGGUCAUACAGCCAUACAGGUGUGUUCGGCUUGGUGUUCGAUAAAAUCUGGAGGGCUUGGGUUUGUCCCCUGGCUGUGACAGGUUUAAUUCCUGCGGUGAAGUCGUGUGUCUGUGGGCCUGGCACAGGAACUCUGAGUUCAGGGCUUUGCCAGGCAAGACUGUGAGGCAGAGCUUGUAGCUGGGUUUCUUACAGAGGUUGUGGCAGAGCAUCCAGGGUGUGGAUUAAAUUCGUGCAAGUGCUGUCCACCUGUCCCUUCCAGCUCCCCUGAGGGUGUGUGAGGGAACUGUGAACUCUGGUGUGCCAGAGGAGCAGGGAGUGUGUGACAGGGAGGGCUGGGCUGCAGUGGUGGCCCAGAGGAGCAGUGUAGCCCCACUCUGUGCUGGGCUGCUGAGGCAGCUCUGCUUCCCAUGUGUCCCAGCAGGAUGUGGCUCCAAGGAGCUGGGCUGGCCUUGGGCUGCAGGAGAGCUGGGAUCUGGCCUGGGGAGCUCUGCUCAUGUCCCUUUGAAAUACCCAGCCCUCUGAGGGAGGGGAAGCACACCCUGGUGUGGUCCAUGGGGUGCAUGAGGAGGGCAGAUCCUCUGGGGCUCCAGCUGUCCAGGUAGAGUGUCCAUUGCUGCCCGGGGCUCCCUUGCCUGCCUCCCCUGCUCCCAAAGUUGCCUGCAUGUCCACAUCCCUAGUGCUGCUCCCUGGCUCAGCACUUUAUGUGCCCUCCCUGCCAGGCUCCUGAGGUCACUGGGGAUUCCAGCUCCCAUUUCCUUGCAGGAAGUGUUUGUGUGGAAGCCAGGAGAAGGAGACAUGGGUUCUGCCAUUUGGGCAGGGUGGGAUCUGUGCGCAGCUUCAGGAGGCACCUGGAUGCUCUCUAAUUUAAAAACUGAUAUUGUUAUCACUUUGUUUUGUCUUCCCCUCUGCCUUUUUGUCCUCUCCCCCACCAAGAAGGGGCUCCUUGCAUGGUGACACCUGGGUGGUUACAGUCCAGCUUGAUUCCCUCCACUCAAGAAUGGCUUUGUACAGGUGACUGAAGUAUCUCAAGUUGCAUCAUUCCCCUUGCCUGCAAUCUCGGAGAGUUCUGAAUCUGUACUCCCGUUUACCUGAUGUCUGUUCUGUAAAGCUAGGGUGUAUUACAAAUACAGAGUGAGAAUUUGCACUUUUCUGAAGACUUUCUGUGUACUGCUAUGUGGAUUUAGCUGAAUGAAGUAUUAUAAGGAAUAAAAUAUUCCCUUCGUAAUCUCAA